Amoebophrya sp. A25 is the source of this 325-nucleotide messenger RNA. NCBI's taxonomy places the organism in Eukaryota, Dinophyceae, Syndiniales, Amoebophryaceae. The record is from the annotation of a GenBank genome assembly.
GUGUGGUGUGGCAACCCGCCAAGGAUGUGCGCCCGCUUGUCUUGGGCAUACACCGAAUUGAAGAGGAGUGGUGCUUUUUCAUUUUUUCGCUGUAAAAAAUAAAUUGCAACGCCCUUUGACUUGUUGAGCAAAUUAGUACUAACUUGACGGUGAUGAAGUAUUGAGUGUUACGAACGGGAUAAAGGUAAAACACAUUAUUAGGGUUUUUACCUCCUCCAGGCACCACGGUACUGCGAGCCAGUUGCCUUCGGCAAGCGAGUUCUACUAUCCUUACAAGACGAACUGGGCCGGGGAUGUGGUAAUCUAUUUCGAAGAUGGAACGUGC